GAUGAAUUUGGGUUCAAAGGAUGGCGCAUGAGCAAUGAGCCGCUGCCCAGCCAGCGCAAGCAAGCCGCGAAAGCUUCAUUGACCUUCUCCUUGCUGACGACAGCUGUUUCGACAUUUGCCUGGUGUUGGGGAGAGCGGUGUGCAAGAUUCCCACGACUCUUCGGAAAGGAGGCGGCAGGAAUGUCAGGCAGAGAGCUUCGAGAUGCUGAGCAAAGCCCACGGCAGAAAGCUCCUGGGGCGGACGCGCGAAG
Molecule: messenger RNA, 251 nt
Organism: Effrenium voratum
Lineage: Eukaryota; Dinophyceae; Suessiales; Symbiodiniaceae
Source: the annotation of a GenBank genome assembly